Messenger RNA from Tinamus guttatus (white-throated tinamou), 950 nucleotides. The record is from RefSeq and is a predicted model, not a curated record. NCBI's taxonomy places the organism in Eukaryota, Metazoa, Chordata, Aves, Tinamiformes, Tinamidae.
AAUGAGCGCGAGGUGGGCGAAGGGAUCCGGCGCAAGAUCGCCGAGGGCGCCGUGGCACGGCCGGACCUCUUCGUGGUCAGCAAGGUGGGCACCGGGCACCCGCGGGAGCCUCCCACGCGGGGCCCUCGGCAUCCUGCCCAAAGCAGGGGCCCACUUUGGUGCACAUUCCACGAGAAGACUCUGGUGAAGGGAGCCUGCCAGAAGACUCUUGAUGCCCUGAAACUGGAUUACUUGGAUCUCUACCUCAUGCACUGGCCCAUGGGGUUGAAGUCAGGAGAGCAGCUGCUUCCUACAGAUGACAAAGGCAUGGCAAUACCCAGCAACACUGAUAUUCUGCAUACAUGGGAGGCCAUGGAAGAGCUGGUGGAUGCUGGUCUGGUCAAAGCCAUUGGAAUCUCCAACUUCAACCAUGAGCAGGUUGAGAGACUCUUGAACAAGCCGGGGCUGAAGCACAAGCCUGUAAAUAACCAGAUUGAAUGCCAUCCAUACCUUACCCAGGAGAAGCUGAUCAACUAUUGCCAGUCCAAAGGGAUUGCUGUGACAGCAUAUUGUCCCCUUGGACGCCCUGACAGGUAAAUUCCAAUCUACAAAAGUGAAGGCUCCUCUGACGUACUUCUCGAUGACCCCAAGAUUAAAGAGAUUUCAGCCAAGCACAACAAAACCCCAGCCCAGGUUGUCCUUCGAUUUCAGAUCCAGAGAAAUGUGGCUGUAAUUCCCAAGUCUGUCACACCACAGCGUAUUGUGGAGAACUCCCAGGUGUUUGACUUUGAACUGACUAAAGAGGAGAUGGCAGCCAUUUUCAGCUUAAACAGAAACUGGAGAAUCUGUGAAAUGAUCAUGUGCAAAACUCACAAGGAAUACCCAUUCAACGUGGAAUACUGAGGACAGCUUUAUCCUGAUCUCCUCCAGCCCCCUGGGGUCUAACAUGCCUUUACUGUGGCCUAGAGCUG